Molecule: messenger RNA, 858 nt
Organism: Fusarium fujikuroi IMI 58289
Lineage: Eukaryota; Fungi; Ascomycota; Sordariomycetes; Hypocreales; Nectriaceae
Exons: 1
Coding region: 1-858 (285 amino acids)
Source: RefSeq, a predicted model, not a curated record
AUGAGCCGCAUUGAAGACAGCAAAGAGUCACUACGCAACUCUACAAUCCCCAAUGCAACUGGCUCCAGCGAGGUCUAUGGGGUCAAUCUCACCCCCAGCAAGUGGGCUGCGUACGGCAAACGCAAAGCGGAAGGCUGGUACGCACGUAACGGCACGUACACAUUGGCUCAGUUGGACAGUGAAAUAGCCCGACUUGAGAGCCUCUUGAGGUCUUACGAGCUGGCAAGCUCGUUAGUUGAUAAGGACAAGGAUGGAAAGCCACAGUACCCAGUGGCGGGUGCUUUACGUCCGUCGCAGAGCCUUGAGGACAGUAAAGCCAAGGUCGAAGCCGCUAUGACAAGCUUGUACGAGAAACAAGCGGCCUCGGCUGGCGUUAUCUAUAAUCUUCAGCAAGGCAAGCCGGGAGACCAGGAGAAAGCCCAAAAGGAAGUCCUUGACGCCCAAAAAAAGCUUCAGGCUGCUCAAGACCAGAGUAAAACAAACCAGCAAGCUUGGAAUGAAUACACUCAAAUCGCUCUUACCGAAACCACCAAGAAAGAUGCGCUCAACUGGUUCGACAAAAAAGAAACCACAAUUAAGCAGGAGCUGGAUAGGCUCAAGUCGCUACGCGUAACCAAGGUUGAAGACGAUACAAACAAAGCCACAAGCGUACCGGUAAUUGUGUCUACAACAGCUCCAGCUGAUAAGAAUGAAGAGCCAACAGGUACAACACUGGCAGCUCGAGGUUCGGAGAUGGCCAAUCCGGUUUUCAAAUCUCCUUCGGACCAGCCUCUGACUGCACAAGACGCAGACCCAUGGACAAACAUUAUCUUUUCCUACUUUGCUUCAGAUGUCAGUAAUCAUUCCAAAGAGUCAUAG